UUGUCGUAGAGUCAAGUGCUUUAAGGCGGAUUAAAGAAAACUUUUUCUAAAAAAAAUAAUUAAUUGGACGUAAUAAAUUAAAACUCAAAUAAUUAUUGAAAAAUGCCUAAUAUAACUAUACCGAAAACUGUUAAUCCCGAUAUAGAUAUUGAACGUAAAAAUGCUACAUUCGAUACGGAAGAAUUUGCCAUCUGGUUUUAUGGUGAUAAGACAACUUUAGAUAUGAAACGAUUAAUCGAGGACGAGAUUUAUCAGAACUUAGAUGAUCCAUUAGAUCAUGAAUUUCUAUCCUAUGAAGAUUUGGCAACUAGGGCUGUUAAACAUGCCAUAGAUGCGAUUAAAAAAAUACGCAUUUUACAAAAUCGUAUCAAUCCAAAUGGUUCCGAAGUUUAUUCAUUUCUAAUGGGUGGCCCUAUAGGUGGCGCCUUAAUGCCUGCUGGUAAUCCUUUAGCGGUUCACAGUCUGAUGUUUACUCGUGCCAUUAAAGGUCAGGGUACACGGGAACAAUAUGAAAUGUUUGGUCGUCGUGCUGAAAAAUGGGAAAUACUAGGUACCUAUGCUCAAACGGAAUUGGGUCAUGGUACAUAUUUGCGUGGUUUAGAAACUAGAGCGGAUUAUGAUUUACAAACUCAGGAAUUUAUAUUAAACACGCCCACUUUAACGUCCUACAAAUGGUGGCCAGGAGGAUUGGGCCAUGUCUGCAACUAUUGUAUAGUGGUGGCACAAUUAUAUAUCGCUGGCGAAAGUAAGGGUAUUCAGAUGUUUGUAUUACAAGUUCGUGAUGAAGACACACAUAUGCCCUUGCCGGGUAUACAUAUUGGUGAAAUUGGCAAGAAAAUUGGUUUGAAUGGCAUUAAUAAUGGUUUUUUGGGUUUGAAAAAUGUGCGCAUUCCUCGUCAAAAUAUGCUGAUGAAAAACCAACAAGUUUUACCAGAUGGUACAUUUAUAAAGAGUUCUGAUUCUAAACUAUCCUAUUUUCCUAUGGUCUAUGUUCGUUGUAUGGUGGCCUUAGGUAAUGCAUUCGUUUUGGCUCAAGCUGCCACCAUUGCUACACGUUACUCGGUGGUAAGACGUCAAAGUCCCAUUGAGGAAAAUGAACCAGAACCUAAGGUUAUGGAACAUUUGACUCAACAAAUGAAAAUUUUACCCGAAAUUUCAACGGCUAUUGCCUAUCGUUUGGCAGCUGGCACUUUAUUAGGUCUAUAUGAGCAAACCUCUCAGGAUAUUGCUCAACAGGAUUUCUCUCGUUUACCCGAAUUACACGCCUUGGCGUGUAUUCUUAAAGUAUCUUGUUCUUAUGAUUCAACUUUCGGUAUCGAACGUAUGCGUCAGGGUUGUGGUGGACAUGGUUAUUUGACUGCUGCCAAUAUGGGUAAUCUUUUUACACUUGCUACAGCUGCCUGCACGUAUGAGGGAGAGAAUACAGUGUUGUAUUUACAAGUUGGUAAGAUUUUAAUAAAAUCUUGGUCUGAUGUUUUGGCGGGCAAACGUUUGAUGCCCACUUUAUCGUAUUUAUCGGAAUGUUCGGCAUUGAAUAACUUUCCCAAAUGGACGGGCACUUGGAGUUGUUUGGUGAAAGCUUUGCAGUAUGCUUGUGUUGGAUCAACUCGCAUUGCCCAUAAAAACUAUAAUAAACGCAUUGAAGAGGGUCAAAGUCAGGCCUCUGCUGCUAAUAAUACAGCAUUAGAAAUGGCUAAAGCAGCAGAAUUACACGGUCGAGCCUUUGUGGCCAAUAAUUUCUAUGAAGAAGUCAUUAAUGGUCUCAAAAGAGAUCAACGUUCGGCCGAGUUGCAAAAAGUAUUGGAAAAACUUUUAGAAUUACAUUUAUUACAAACAUUUUUCCGUCAUAUGGGUGAUAUAUUGAGAUUUAUUCCCUUAAGCGAACAGCAAAUCGAUCCUUUACAAACUCGUUUAGAAGUAGUUUUGAAAUCGUUAAGACCCGAUGCGGUGGCUCUUGUUGACGGUUUUGAUUUUCAUGAUUGUGCUUUAAGCUCCGCUUUGGGUUCCUACGAUGGCAAUGUUUAUGAACGUUUAUUUGAUGCGGCUCUUAAACAUCCCCUUAAUCAGAAACCUGUGGCGAAAUUUUACGAUUUACAUUUAAAACCUUUUCUGAGAGAAAAUGCUGUAGCUGCUAGGGAAAAGUCAAAAUUGUAAGGGGUUGUAGUGCUAUUAAAAAAUAAUGUAAUUAGUUGGUUACUUAAUAAGCUUUAAUAGUUUUAAUAUAAUAAACUUUUGUAAUUUUGUAAAAAAUAGUUUGUAAA
Lucilia cuprina (Australian sheep blowfly) is the source of this 2261-nucleotide messenger RNA. RefSeq names its product probable peroxisomal acyl-coenzyme A oxidase 1. The record is from RefSeq and is a predicted model, not a curated record. The coding region runs from base 103 to 2154 and encodes 683 amino acids. The transcript is spliced from 7 exons. Gene Ontology annotation, cellular component: peroxisome. Gene Ontology annotation, molecular function: acyl-CoA oxidase activity; fatty acid binding; FAD binding. Gene Ontology annotation, biological process: lipid homeostasis; fatty acid beta-oxidation using acyl-CoA oxidase. NCBI's taxonomy places the organism in Eukaryota, Metazoa, Arthropoda, Insecta, Diptera, Calliphoridae.